UUGAAUUUUUCACGGUAAUCAACUGACAGCGUGUUGCACCGCGGGUUGCUAGGUGUACUGUAUCAAAUAUUUCUUUGAAGCUGUCAAACAAAAGUUACGUGCUUAAGACACUUUGGGGCAUUGCUCAUAUUAUCAUGGAGUCGUUGCACGAGCUGCUGUACUGGAUAGGUGCUGUCACUGUGGCCUGGGUGUCUGUGUGCACGCUGUUCGGUCUGCUCAAUAGGAUUCGUGUGUGGAUUCUGGGCAAUGGGAAUUUGAUCAGGGCAUCCAAACUCGGGAAAUGGGCCGUUGUGACUGGGGCCACCGAUGGAAUCGGAAAAGCCUAUGCGGAGGAGCUUGCUCGACAAGGUUUCGCUAUUGUUCUCAUUAGCCGUACUCAAGAAAAGCUGGAUGAAGUGUCUAAAGCUAUCGAAAGCAAGUAUAAUAUAGAGACCAAAACAAUUUCUGCAGACUUUGGAUCCCUGGACAUCUACCCUAAGAUUGAGUCUGGACUGGCUGGCCUUGAAAUAGGAGUUUUAGUUAACAAUGUUGGAGUGUCUUAUUCCUACCCAGAGUUCUUUCUCAAUAUUCCUAAUGUUGACAGUUUCAUCAACAACAUGAUCAACAUCAAUAUUACAUCAGUUUGUCAGAUGACACGGCUGGUAUUGCCCAGGAUGGUAGAUAGGUCUAAAGGAGUGAUCUUGAAUAUUGCUUCGGCUAGUAGCAUGUACCCAGUUCCUCUCCUUACCCUCUAUUCUUCCACAAAGGCAUUUGUGGACUUCUUUUCUUGUGGACUUGAUGCUGAGUACAAAAGCAAAGGGAUUAUCACACAGAGUGUGCUACCAUUUUUUGUGAUGACCAAACUGAGCAAGAUCAAGAGGGCCUCUCUUGACAUUCCCACUCCAGAACGCUAUGUAAGAGCCCAGCUGAGCACUGUAGGGCUGCAGACUCAGACCAACGGUUACCUCCCUCAUGCCAUCAUGGGUUGGGUGACUACUGCUCUGCUUCCUGCAAAACUGCUCAACAAGUAUGUUAUGAGCAUGGGGUUGUCCCAGCGUGCACGCUAUCUGAAGAAACAGAAGCAAGGUUUCACUGUGAAUAACUUUUACAAGAUGCCAGUCUAAAGCCAGCAACAGCAGACUAAAGGCAACUACAGCAGCACUUGAGUAUGUACAGUAAUGUAGGAGGAUCUUCAUAUCCGUUUCAAAU
Messenger RNA from Xyrauchen texanus (razorback sucker), 1188 nucleotides. Its product is annotated as very-long-chain 3-oxoacyl-CoA reductase-B-like. The coding region runs from base 135 to 1103 and encodes 322 amino acids. Gene Ontology annotation, cellular component: endoplasmic reticulum. The transcript is spliced from 12 exons. Gene Ontology annotation, molecular function: oxidoreductase activity. The record is from RefSeq and is a predicted model, not a curated record. NCBI's taxonomy places the organism in Eukaryota, Metazoa, Chordata, Actinopteri, Cypriniformes, Catostomidae.